AUGAAUACUCUUCUUCCUUAUCCUGCUAAAUUAAGUCUGCGAUAUUUAGGUGGAGGUGCUAGGAAGGCAAUGAUUCAUAUUUCGAUUGGCACUGGCGAAGGUACAGAUGUGGAGUUGAAGAAUUCGCACGAAAUACAAAGUCGGAGUUUAGGGGAUACGGGAAUGGACCAGUUCCUUAAAUACGGGCGGGAAGUAGUUCGUUGGUUUUUAUUGGGGAGUUGUUUUGUGUACUUUGGGAUCUUGGCCUACUCUUUUGGGGAGAACCAAGGUAUUGGGUUAGUUUCAUUGUUAGGACUUUGGGUGGUUUUACUGAUUGGGUUUAUCUUCUGGAAGAAAGCAAUUCAACAGGAGCAGAAGAAAGAGAGCGAGUAUACGAGGUUUUUCCUUUGUGUUGUUUCGGGUAUAGUCUUGGCUUUACCAGCUGUGAUCUCAGGAAAUCUAUGGCUGGUUUAUUUAGUGACGCAUAUGAUUGUAACUAAUGAUGCGCUUUUGUUUAUUGGGGUAAGUCAUUUGAUUUUGUUUGUGAUUAGUUUGGCCUAUACGGGCACAAUGUUUGGGCACUUACUGGGAUUCUUCCCAGUUCUGUUGGCCCUUUUUGCCGUGCUAGAUUAUAUCUGGCCACGAAUAGGUGUUAAUAAAAACCGAGUGGUUGUCUCGCAGAACCGAUUAACCAUUUUCUUUUCGGCCUUAGGUCUACUAGUAACUCUAGUGCUUUUGACUAUGGUCGCAUUGAAACUUGAGUAUGGCAUAGUUAACUACCUACUUGGACCGGCUGAGAAGUCCAAGUUAGGUCUGUAA
Nematocida homosporus is the source of this 798-nucleotide messenger RNA. RefSeq lists its product as uncharacterized. Lineage: Eukaryota; Fungi; Microsporidia. The transcript has a single exon. The record is from RefSeq and is a predicted model, not a curated record. Bases 1 to 798 code for a protein of 265 amino acids.